AUGACAAGGGGAUUCGGAAUUUUUGAGUACGGAAGAUCUUCAUCAACAGGCCAUGAGCUAGCCCGGGGUGGCAACAAUGACGGAGCUGGUAUAACCAAUACCUCGUAUGAGGAGAAGCCCAGCUACGCUAUUGGACAAACAACAAGCGAUACCAAUACCGAUUUCAUCGAACCGAGAAACGCCGAAGAAACUGAAAAAGUACGAUCAUCGCUUGUUCGCAAGUUUGAUCACAGACUGGUGCCUGCCAUGUUCCUCGCCCAUCUUCUCUUCUUCCUCGACAAGAGCAACAUUGCUCUCGCUCGGAUCAAUGGACUCGAGAGGGACCUCAAACUGACUGGCAACCAAUUCAACACCGCUCUGGCAAUGUUCUUCAUUCUCAACAUCUUGUUCAACAUCCCAGGAAACCUAGUUGUGCGCAGUGUCGGAGGUGCCAUAUGGCUGCCCUCGCUGAUCAUAGCAUGGGGACUAGUCACCACUUUCAGCGGCUUCAUCACCAACUUUGCCGGCCUCUGCAUCACACGCGCUUUCCUUGGUCUAACAGAAAGCUCUUUUCUCGGUGGCGUCUUGAUCUACCUUGGGUUUUUCUACACCGCAGACGAACUCAUCCUUCGGGUAGGCUUGUUCUACUCGAGUACUGCACUUGCCGGGUUCCUUGGUGGCCUAAUGGCUGCGGGAUUCGGACAGAUCAAAGUCUCAAAUUACGAUGGCUGGCCCUGGAUCUUCUUCAUUGAAGGAUCUUUGACUGUUUUGCUCGGACUCGUGCUGCUUUUUGUCUUGCCGCACACCCCAGCUGACGCCAAGUUCCUAUCAUCAACAGAAAAGACUCUAGCUGUCCAAAGAAUGCAGACGCAAGAUCGAUGGCAUUAUCUCGGGGCUCCCAGAUUGAACGACCAAGAAUCAGCAGGAGAUGACCAAUUGAGUAACAGAGUCCAGGCGAAGAAGGACUCUCUCACGUUGAUGACAAUUCUGAGCGCCAUAGGCAACGCCGUCACUAUUCUCAUGGCCAUCGGCAGUUUCUUCUCCAUACAGGCUAUCUACAGCUUUUCCAUGUUCUUCCCGACCAUCAUAUCUGCUAUGGGAUAUAAAAAGCUCCAAGCAUCAUUGAUGACGGCUCCACCGAAUUUCGCGGCUUUGGUAUUCACCAUUGGAAUCUCUGUGUGGAGCCGCAGGUCUGGCAAGACCGCGUUGCCGUUGAACGUUUGCAGUAUGACUGGCAUAUUUGGGUAUGUUCUGAUGAUUAUUGGAGCCAAGGUCGGUCCGGCACCAAUAUUCAUGAACAUCAAGAUUCAAUAUGCCGGAAGUUUCUUCAUUGCCAUGUCGGUCAAUGCGACACCCCCUCUGGCACUCACUUGGAUGAGCAUCAAUGCCUCUCCGCACUACAUUCGAGCUGUUGCUUUGGGCUUUCUUCUAUCGAUCGGGAACUCGGCCGCGUUCCUCGCCUCAUUUACCUACAUCAAAACUGAAGCACCCAGGUAUCUGAAGGGGCAGUCUAUCAAUCUUGGCUGUCUAUUCGGUUUGUUAGUAAUAGGAAUCGUGUUGCCCUUGUACAUGCGGAGGGAGAAUCGGCUACGCGACCAAGGAGCGCGCGACCACCGACUGGAUGAGAACCACAGGGGUGCCAUAUCCUUGGAGGAGCAUGAGUUCAGACUUGGGUGGAUGCAUCCUGCUUUCCGUUUCAAGUUUUGA
Molecule: messenger RNA, 1686 nt
Organism: Colletotrichum orchidophilum
Lineage: Eukaryota; Fungi; Ascomycota; Sordariomycetes; Glomerellales; Glomerellaceae
Product: major facilitator superfamily transporter
Exons: 2
Coding region: 1-1686 (561 amino acids)
Biological process (GO): transmembrane transport
Cellular component (GO): membrane
Molecular function (GO): transmembrane transporter activity
Source: RefSeq, a predicted model, not a curated record